Molecule: messenger RNA, 1807 nt
Organism: Elaeis guineensis (African oil palm)
Lineage: Eukaryota; Viridiplantae; Streptophyta; Magnoliopsida; Arecales; Arecaceae
Product: aspartyl protease family protein At5g10770
Biological process (GO): proteolysis
Molecular function (GO): aspartic-type endopeptidase activity
Source: RefSeq, a predicted model, not a curated record
AACGUGCCUUCGAGGAGCACAUGGCCCCCCUCCCUAAUCUCUUCUUCUUGCUUGCAUACUUCAGUCUCGUUUCCUUCUGUUCACGCGUCCAUGGAGGAGAGACACAACCCAGCUUCCAUUCCAUCGACAUCAGAUCCAUAAUUCCAUCCACCAUCUGCUCCUCAUCCAAUGCAUCGUCUGGCAAUAGGCUGACCGUUGUUCAUCAGCACGGCCCCUGCUCCCCCCUCAUCAACCCCAGGCAAAGGCUGAGCCACAGAAAGAUCCUCCACCGUGACCAAGCCCGAGUCGUCUCCCUCCACAACCGAAUAUCCACUUCAAGGAAGGACAAAUCCGCCGGCUCGUUGGCCGGUGUCACCGUGCCCAACCGUGUCGGCAUCUCGUUCAGCACCUUAGACUACGUCGUGACGGUCGGCUUCGGAACUCCCAAAAAGCAUUUCACGGUGAUCUUCGACACCGGCAGCGAUAUCUCCUGGAUACAAUGCCAGCCCUGUGCAGGCGGUUGCUACGCCCAGAAAGAGACGCUCUUCGACCCAUCCCAAUCCUCUACCUACGCCAAUAUAUCAUGCACCUCAGCCGACUGCCUCUCAUUCGGAUCAUAUUGCGAUGCAUCAUCGACUUGCAUAUAUUCUGUCGAAUACGGUGACGGUUCCUACACUGUUGGCUUCCUUGCAAGGGAGACCCUCACCUUGACACCAUCUAACGUGCUGACAAAAUUCGAUUUCGGGUGCGGGGAGACUAACAAAGGUCUCUUCGGCAGCGUCGCCGGGCUGGUAGGUCUUGGCCGUGGCAAGGCGUCGUUGGCAUCGCAAGCAGCGCAGGUAUAUGGCGGAGUCUUCUCCUACUGCCUCCCGCCACGGGUGAGCUCCACAGGGUAUCUGACGCUGGGAGCCAGCGGGCCGUCGCCCAACGUCAAAUUUACGCCGAUGCUCACCGAGCCGGCGGCACCGUCCUUCUACUUUGUUGAACUGAUGGGACUACGUGUUGGAGAAAAGAAUUUAUCGAUACCAUCGAGCACCUUCACGGAUGUUGGGACUAUCAUCGACUCCGGCACGGUGAUCACCCGCCUUCCGUCGUCGGGUUACUCGGCACUUCGUGAUGAAUUCAGGCGGCAGAUGGCAAACUAUUCCAUGGCGCCUCCGCUGUCGAUUUUUGAUACUUGCUAUAAUUUUACUGGAGUUGUUUCGGUGUCAUUACCUCCGGUUGGUCUAUUAUUUAGCGGCGGAGUGACGCUCGAUGUCGAUCCCUCCGGUAUACUGUAUGUUGUGAGCAUGUCGCAAGCAUGUCUGGCGUUUGCUGCUAACGACGAUCCGGGCUCGAUCUCCAUCAUUGGCAACGUGCAGCAGCGGACGUACGACAUUGUUUAUGAUGUUGCCAGGGGAAUGAUUGGGUUUGGAGCGGGAGGCUGUAGCUGAUGGAAACCUGUAGCAGUUAUCACUAAGUCAAUCUAGCAAUCAAAGAGUGAGAUGGAAGGUAUAGAAUGAUGAAGCGCAGGAGUGAUGCGCAAAUGUCACAGAAUAACGUGGACAAACUUAUGACUGUGAUCUUUGUUGUUAUCGUCGUAAUCGCCGUCGCUGCUGCUGUUUUUUUCGAGAAAUGUAAUCUUUAUGUCAGUAAUAGACCUUUUAGCUACCGUGCAUAUGGUUGAUUCCCAGUGGCUCCAUAUUGUAGACUUCUGAGGGAAUUGUUCGGCAGGCGAUUGUUCUCCUCUCUCCCUUUAAAGUACCAAUACGUCUCUGUUGGGAGAAAUUAUUGGUUGGAUCUAGAUCAUAGCGGAUCAUGAAUAAUUUAUUAGUUAGAUGGAGGGAAA